Cladocopium goreaui is the source of this 2068-nucleotide messenger RNA. NCBI's taxonomy places the organism in Eukaryota, Dinophyceae, Suessiales, Symbiodiniaceae. The record is from the annotation of a GenBank genome assembly.
GCUGUUGUGGUUCAAUGGGUCGUUGCUUUGUUCGCGCCAGUGCGGCGCUGAGCUCAUGGCAAGAGACCAGGUGAGACGCGAGCAGAGUGGCGUGGUGAAGAAACACCCCUUCCAGGGCAGAACGAUUGCUAUCGUCAAUGACUUGUCCCUGGAUGAGCAGUGGUACGUCUACCACAAGACCAGAGAGUUGAAAGAAGCCAUUCGCACCGGGGAAAACCUCGACCAGUUUCGGCUACAGAAUCGUGAGGCUGCGGUGUACACCAUUUUUAUGGAGGACUCCACUCGGACAAAGGAAUCCUUUCGCAAUGCAGCCGAGUUCCAUGGCCUCAAGGUCAACGUCUUCGAUGCCAAGACAUCAUCCUUCCAGAAGAAUGAGACCAUCACAGACACCAUCAAGAUGUUGUGCGGCUAUUCAACUGGCCAGAGCCUGUUUGUUGUUCGUUCCAAGGUGGAGGGUGUCUGCCGAUGGCUGGAAGAGGCCAUCACCAAGUACUGCAAACAGCGAGGCUUUCCGAGGGCCUCCUUCAUCAAUGCAGGUGACGGGCGGCAUGAACAUCCGUCACAGGAGAUGUUGGAUGAGUUCAGCUUCCUUGAGACCAAAGGUUGGGAUACCUCAAGUAUCCAUUUGGCCUUGUUGGGUGACCUCUUCCAUGGCCGCACCGUGCACUCCAAGGUCGAUGGCCUAAGGAUCUAUCGCAAGGUCUUCGUGGAUUUGGUGGCGCCAGCAGAGUUGGCCCUGCCCAAGAUGUAUGAAGACCGGAUGGUGGCCAGGGGCUAUGUGGUCAGGAGAUUCGCGUCCAUUGAUGAAUACCUGGCACAAGACAAGGUGGCCAAGAUUUGGUACUUCACUCGCUUGCAACUUGAGCGCAUGGGUGACAAGGUCUUGGACAAGUCAAUGGAAUUGCGGACAGCGGUGACGAUGCGCCGCGACUUUGUGCAGUUGUUGCCCGAGGGCACAAAGUUCUUUCAUCCCUUGCCGAGGGACGCGAGAUAUCCCGUGUUGCCAUUCUGGUUGGACGGAACUGAGCUCAAUGGCUGGGACCAACAGUCACAGAAUGGCUACUUCACGCGUAUUGUUCUUCUUGGCAUGCUAGGUGGCCAUUUUGGAGAUGACUUCCGCAGCAGUGGCAAAGAGGGCACCCUGCCCACCAGUCCCAUGCUGCUGAAAAGCCCCUUUACAGGAGAUUUCUCUCCAACUUCAGGGCCAAUCGGGGCCGACAUGCCCGAUGAUUUGGAUCUGGGCUACUCCCCUGCAUUCUUGGCAGCCACUGAUUUCAUCAAGGAAGUUGCGAUGGCCCCCACGGAGAGUUGUCCGGACAAAGUGAGUGAAGAGGUUGGUUUGGUGCCCAUUGCCAAUGGUAUCAUUAUCGACAACCUGGCGUCAGGGCAGAGCAUCGAGCAGGUGUGGAGCCUGAUGUACAUGGUGCGGGAUAUCUUGGACCUCCACAGCGUAGGCGGUCAGGGUGUCAGAUCCUCCGAGGAAUUCCCAGGUAAAGGCAGCGGCUUCAUCUCAGUUCCAGAUGUGGACGUCAGUAGUUGGGAUCGCCAGCCCUUGAAGCGCUUAGCCGCCAUGGCACCAGGCAGUACCUUGAAGGUCAUGAAAAAUGGCAAGGUGGAGCGCGAGUUCAGGUUGCAGGUCCCUCCCCGAGUUUACAACUUUAAGGACAUUUCAUGCAAGAACACCGCUUGCGUUUCCCACCCCAAGAACAUGCAGCACGAAGUGGAACCUUUCUUUGAACGCUGUAGACACGCAGGGACAGGUGGUGAAGAGCAGAAGGAUGUGAUGGCUUUCAACUGCAAGUAUUGCGAGACACAGCACAACUUCUGGGAGAUCUGGAACUAUGAGUUCCAUCGGCCAACUGAUGCAACCAUUUGAAAGAAGUGAGUUGCGGUUCUUUGGGCCGUUUAGGCUAGGUAUGCUAGGUGCGCCCAGCGCACUCAGCAUAGAUGCGCGACACACAGCGCAGAGUUGCUUUAGGGGAGGGGAGAACCUCGCUGCCGAGCUCAGACCUUCGACAUUGGCUGGCCGCCGUUUAAGCAUCCACAUUUUUCCCCUUUUUUGUAGAAA